Molecule: messenger RNA, 3558 nt
Organism: Coturnix japonica (Japanese quail)
Lineage: Eukaryota; Metazoa; Chordata; Aves; Galliformes; Phasianidae
Gene: PACS2
Product: phosphofurin acidic cluster sorting protein 2
Biological process (GO): protein localization to plasma membrane
Molecular function (GO): transmembrane transporter binding
Source: RefSeq, a predicted model, not a curated record
ACUCACGCACACACACAGCGGCGGCCCGGUGGGCGCACGCCAGGCCGGCAGCCAUGGCGGCGGCGGCGGAGCGGGGCCGCCUCAGCUUCCCGGGCGGCGCCGGGGCCUUGGGGCGGCCCGUGCCUAUGAACCUGUUCGCCACCUGGGAGAUCGACGGCUCCAGCCCCAGCUGCGUGCCCAGGUUGUGCAGCUUGACACUAAAGAAACUGGUAGUCUUAAAGGAAUUGGAUAAGGAGCUUAUUUCUGUGGUCAUUGCUGUCAAAAUGCAGGGCUCCAAGCGCAUCCUGAGGUCUCACGAGAUCGUGUUGCCCCCGAGUGGACACGUGGAGACGGAGCUUGCGCUGACCUUCUCGCUGCAGUACCCUCACUUUUUGAAGAGAGAUGGCAAUAAGCUGCAGAUCAUGCUGCAGAGGAGGAAAAGGUACAAGAACCGCACAAUCCUGGGCUACAAGACCCUGGCUGUGGGGUCUAUCAACAUGGCUGAGGUCAUGCAGCACCCAACAGAAGGUGGCCAGGUACUGAGCCUUUUCAGCAACAUCAAAGAAGCUGCAGUAAAGGUAGCAGAAAUCUGGAUCUUUUCCCUGUCAAGUCAACCAAUUGACCAUGAAGACAGUACUAUGCAGGCCAGCCAGAAAAUCAAGUCUACAGACAACUAUUCCGAGGAGGAGUACGAGAGCUUCUCUUCUGAGCAGGAGGCCAGUGAUGAUGCCGUGCAGGGCCAGGAUUUGGAUGAUGAUGAGUACGAGCUGGGGAAGCCCAAGAAGCAGCGGAGAUCGAUAGUAAGAACGACGUCCAUAACCAGGCAACAAAACUUCAAGCAGAAGGUUGUGGCAUUGCUGAAGAGAUUUAAGGUGUCUGAUGAGGUUCUGGAUUCAGAGCAGGACCCUGCAGAGCAUGUUCCAGAGGUGGAGGAGGACCUGGACCUUCUGUAUGACACAUUGGAUAUAGAGAACCCCAGCGACAGUGGGCCAGACAUGGAAGAUGAUGACAGUGUUUUGAGCACUCCAAAGCCAAAGUUAAAACCUUAUUUUGAAGGACUGUCACACUCCAGCUCCCAGACAGAAAUUGGUAGCAUCCACAGCAUCAGGAGCCAGAGAGAGCCAUCAAGUCCUCAGGUAGAAGUGCCUGAAAAGACAAAGAGUCUUGGAACCAAACAUACAGACGACAGUAUUUCUGACACUGUCUCUUUUGAGUCUAACCAGCAAGCUGAGGUCCAGGAAACAGAACUUCCCGCUCCAGAUGUGUUUGUUGAGAAGCUCCCACCCAGCGGGAAGAUCACCAAGACGGAGUCCCUCAUCAUCCCAUCCACCAGGUCUGAAGGGAAGCAAACUGGACGUCGGGGAAGAAGCACAUCUCUGAAGGAGAGGCAGCCAGUGAGGCCACAGAAUGAGAGAGCAAACAGCCUGGACAAUGAACGAUCUCCGGACACCCGGCAUCACUUACAGAUCCCCAGGAAAACUGUGUAUGACCAACUCAAUCACAUCCUGGUUUCUGAUGACCAGCUGCCAGAAAACAUUAUUCUUGUCAAUACUUCAGAUUGGCAAGGACAGUACCUGUCAGAUGUCUUACAAAAGCAUACCUUGCCAGUGGUCUGUACGUGUUCCUCAGCUGAUAUUCAAGCAGCUUUCAGCACUAUUGUCUCCAGGAUACAGCGAUACUGUAACUGCAAUUCUCAACCUCCAAGCCCAAUUAAAAUCGCAGUGGCCGGAGCCCAGAAUUACCUCAGUGCUGUAUUGAGGCUCUUUGUAGAGCAGCUGUCUCACAAAACCCCAGACUGGCUUGGCUACAUGCGAUUUUUGAUCAUCCCUCUAGGCUCUCAUCCAGUGGCCAAGUAUCUGGGGUCUGUAGAUUAUAGAUACAACAACUUCUUCCAAGAUGUAGCCUGGAGAGAUCUGUUCAACAAACUUGAAGCACAGACCACUGUUACAGAAACGCUUGAUGUUGUCUCCCGAAUAACACAGUACAUAGCAGGGGCAAACUGUGCGCACCAGUUGCCCAUUGCCGAAGCAAUGCUGACGUACAAGCAGAAAAGGAAAAAGAGCUUUCAUUUUGAUUUUACUCUAAGCCCUGAUGAGGAAUCUUCGCAGAAGUUCAUUCCCUUCGUUGGGGUGGUGAAGGUUGGAAUAGUGGAACAAUCUUCUGCGACGUCAGGUGACUCUGACGACGCAGCUCCCUCAAGCUCCAGUGUCCUUUCUUCUACCCCACCUUCUGUAUCUCCUGCUGUGAAAGAAGCCUCCCCCACACCACCUUCCUCACCGUCUGUUACAGGCAGCUUCUCAUCCUCAAGCCAGGGCCUUGGUGCUGAGCUGAUGGGCCUGCAGGUGGAUUACUGGACUGCAGCUCCUCCCAUGGACAGAAAGAGAGACCCGGAGAAGAAGGACCCUUCCACUACCAAAAACACACUGAAAUGCACUUUCCGGUCCCUCCAGGUCAGCAGGUUACCUGCCAGCGGGGAGAUUGCCACCACUCCAACCAUGUCCAUGACCGUCGUAACAAAAGAGAAGAACAAGAAAGUGAUGUUUUUACCCAAGAAAACAAAAGACAAGGAGGUUGAGUCAAAGAGCCAGUGCAUUGAAGGGAUCAGCAGGUUGAUUUGCACGGCGAAGCAUCAGCAGAACAUGCUGCGGGUCCUGAUCGACGGAGUGGAGUGGAACGACGUCAAGUUCUUUCAGCUGGCAGCACAGUGGUCCUCUCAUGUCAAGCACUUUCCCAUCUGCAUAUUUGGACACUCCAAAUCUAACUUCUAGCCACGCUCGGAGGGACCUGUGUCCAUCCCAGGGACUGCACACCAGGAGCCAGGAACUGCGUGCCAACUGCGACUCGCAUCACUCUGCCCUCUCCUGCAGAAUUAAUCACAGAUGUGCUUGGAUUACUUUUGAAUUACUUUUUUUCUAUUAACUCUUAAGUUUACUACAAGGGAAGGAAACCCCCUUUAAAACAAAGGCAAAAAACAAACAACAACCCAACCAACAACAGUCUUAAAUAUAGAUGUGCUGUCAACCAAGCUGUGGGGGAGUUGGCAGGAACAGGCAACCUGCCCAAACACCUCCCACAUCGGAGCAGAUAGCUGAAUAACUGCACUGCUUAUUAACCUGAGACCUCAUUGGUGUGUGUGGGCUGGGGGGGCCAUGGAUUUUGCAGAAGAUCCUGCACGUUAUGGUGCAUUUCGACCCCUCCCUCCAUAUUUCUAGGAAAAACGAUGGCCAGUCUUUCUUCCUGCUGCCAAAGGAUGAGAGAUCAGCGAGUCUGCAGGGCGUCCAGCUUGUUUGCAGAGCUAGAGAGGUGCAGAUUGGAGCUUGCCCUGCGCUAUGUGGGGUCUGCCCUGGGGACGGACAGGUGGUCUGCGCUCAGUGCUGCCUGAGGAAGGCUGGGCAGGAGCAGGAACUGGGGGGAGCACGAGGCGUAAGGAACCUCCCUGGUCUGUGACGAUGACCAAACUGAGCCAGUCACCGCGUCCCUGCAGUGCUGCUGAGGGGGACAGCGUGUCAGUGGGGUCGCUGCUAUUUACAUACUCACACCGAUUAUUUACCUGUCAAUAAAACCUCGUCCAGCCUCCAA